This is a messenger RNA of Rhodofomes roseus, 354 nucleotides long. RefSeq lists its product as uncharacterized. Bases 1 to 354 code for a protein of 117 amino acids. The record is from RefSeq and is a predicted model, not a curated record. The transcript is spliced from 3 exons. NCBI's taxonomy places the organism in Eukaryota, Fungi, Basidiomycota, Agaricomycetes, Polyporales, Fomitopsidaceae.
AUGCCCGCCACCCAGUAUCCCGCCGCCUCCGUCGGCCUCAUCCCCUACGCGUACGACGCCGACGUCGACAGACACUCUGAGCCCGACGAGGACAGCUUUCUCUUCGACCCGACCUACGGCGAGCGCCGCGCCUGGUGUACGACCCUCAGCUGGUGCGGCGUCCUUAACAUCGCCAUGCUCGUCACCGUGACGGUGUCCCUCCUCGCCCUUUUCAAAUCCUACCUCAUCAUUUCCUUCUGUCACAACGACGUCCUCGCCCACAUCGCCACCGAUCAACUCUAUUGGUCAACACAAUCUCCCUUCCAGUCCAACGCGCGGAGAUACCCGCUGCCCUUCCCGCAAGACGUGUCCUAG